GCCGGUGAGCUAGUCGAGAAAGGAGUAAAUGGCAGCACUCCUGUUUGCAGCAACAAAAGAUUUUGUUCGCUGUCGCUGCGUUGCGUCCAUAUCCGGCCGUCGUGGUGCCAGACAGCUGCCGCUCUGCUAGCUCGCGGCGGUGCCGGAUCCGCUGCGCCCACGCCGUGCGUGCGUCACGCCCUGGGGACGUCACGACCCCGCCGCAUCCGAUCCGACCCGUAUCUUGGAUUCACUCUCUUCCUUCUGCCGCCGAGAUAUCCCUCGGGCUCCACCCACGUCGUCCUCCUCGUCUUCUCCUUUUUUCCGCUGCCCCAGCUCUAUCCAUCUCCUGUGCCCGGGGCUAUAUAUAGAGGUCGUCGCCCUCAUCUGAGCUCACAGCAGUCGCCAUCUCCAGCCACUUCCCAGAAAAGCCUCUCCACGUACGAGACGAGAGUGGUAACAGUACUAGGUAGUAGAGAUGAUGAGCUGCAAGGGCCUUGGCGGCGAGGGGAGCGCGGCGGCGGCGGCGGCGCUGCCGCACGUCCUUGCUGUGGACGACAGCUCGGUGGACCGCGCCGUCAUCUCCGGCAUCCUCCGCAGCUCCAAGUUUCGCGUGACCGCCGUGGACAGCGGGAAGAGGGCGCUCGAGCUUCUCGGCUCCGUAUGUGUUAUUUUCUUGAACCUUAAUUUACUCCUCCCCUUCCGAUUGUGUGCGAGUGUUUUGCAUGUGUUGCCCAUAACGUUUGUUCUUGGGUUGCAGGAAGCGAAUGUGAGCAUGAUAAUCACAGACUACUGGAUGCCGGAGAUGACAGGCUACGAGCUCCUCAAGAAGGUCAAGGAGUCGUCCAAGCUCAAGGGGAUCCCCGUGGUGAUCAUGUCCUCGGAGAACGUGCCUACAAGGAUCACCAGGUGCAUGGAGGAAGGAGCGGAGGACUUCCUGCUGAAGCCCGUUCAGCCGUCCGAUGUAUCGCGUCUCUGCAAUCGCGUCCUCCGUUGAGCGCCGCGUGACGACCCAGCGGGGGACGGCGGCGCGAGGAGGCGCUCCGGUUGUACCGGACAUGGACGCAUGUGGCGGUAGUAGAUGACUAGUGUAGCUGUCGGCGUGUAUGCAUGCACGCCGGGUUUUGUUUCUGCUCAAGUAUGACGCAUGUUUCCCCUCUGUUUGUCCUAGUCGUCAUGUCCCUGUCUGUGUUAUGGCCUCUUCUGUAUUUACCUUCGUCGUCAGUACUCAGUAGUACGAUGUCAUGCAUGUUUACCUGUAAGUUUCAGCUUCGUGAUCUAAGUUCAGUGAAAUGCAAGGUUGCCUGAAACUAGUGCUGUUGAUGAAGUUCAGUUCUACGCGCAAGAAGAAAAAGAGAUCAACUUCAGUUC
This is a messenger RNA of Lolium perenne, 1350 nucleotides long. RefSeq names its product two-component response regulator ORR5. Lineage: Eukaryota; Viridiplantae; Streptophyta; Magnoliopsida; Poales; Poaceae. Gene Ontology annotation, biological process: phosphorelay signal transduction system; cytokinin-activated signaling pathway. The record is from RefSeq and is a predicted model, not a curated record.